Penicillium angulare is the source of this 1539-nucleotide messenger RNA. RefSeq lists its product as uncharacterized. The coding region runs from base 1 to 1539 and encodes 512 amino acids. NCBI's taxonomy places the organism in Eukaryota, Fungi, Ascomycota, Eurotiomycetes, Eurotiales, Aspergillaceae. The record is from RefSeq and is a predicted model, not a curated record. The transcript is spliced from 2 exons.
AUGGAUUGGGAUCGCAGGAGAUUCGAUGACCGGCGAGGCGGGGAAAGUUAUCGCCCUGCUGACCGACCGGGUCGAUCACCAUCACGAGGAUACGAUGCUAGAGAUAAUCGAAACAGGCGUUCACCACCUCGAAAUCGAUCUCGCCUAUGCGCCGACACAUGGGUGCCAUCUAGCCGAGGCUAUGGACGCCCAAGGAGCCGCUCUCCUCCUGACUACCGGCGUCGUUCCAGGACGCCUCCCUUCCAGGGCAGAGGCUAUGGGCCUGCACCAUAUACGAGACGACGUUCCCCCCCUAGACGUUUCUCACCACGAAGAGACGACCGACCUAGGUCUCCUCCACCUUCAUGGCGAUCGAAGUCUCCGCAUAGUGAGGGUCGAUCACGCGAUGUAUCCCGUGGCCGCGGUAGCCCAGGGCGCAACCGGGAUGUAUCGCCUGGAAGCCAGGACAUACGUUCAGUUCGAAGAGACAACGCUGCAGCGCUCCCUCUGGAUGAGAAAUCAAGCCAGGCUCAUUCAUCAAAAAUUCAACCCAACCUUCCUCCCAUUCGCCCCUCCAGCCCCUCUCAGAACCUACCCCGACGAGAGCCAGCGGUGGAUAUGAAUAGGAGUCUGCCAUACUCAAGAUCGAGACAAUUAUCCCCUUCGCGUACCUCCCGACCUGAAUCGAGCUCGACAUCACGACGCUCCUCACCAGCAGUGGGCCCAGAGCGCGGUGGUCAAACCCCUCUCAAGAACCGGAGUCGAUCACCCUCACAUUUCUCACCUGCCCAUCGGUUCUCUGCACCAUCAGGCAACGUUACCCAUCAAGAUCGCGGAUCCACACACGAUUCUGAGAGUAACGAUUCGGCUAGAAUAUAUGGAAAUACGGAUCGUCAGGAAUCCGAUUCUACAGAGCCUAUUCAACGCCGCUUUGGCGCCAAUCCCCCAACCCAACCAAGAAAUCUAGGUAUCCGCCAGUCACCCCCCUCGGGAUCGUCUCAGGGGCCCAGGAAAAUUCCAUCACAACCUCGUGGUCCUCAGAAUUACCCUUUUCUGUCUGCGCCGACUCGUCCUCGUCGUGGCCCUAGUUCUCGAGACGGACCUUGGCCCAGUGGCACUAUGUCACGUCGUGGGCCACCCACAACGCCAUCGCAAACUCCCCCUUCAGGCCCUCGAGCUUCUUUCAGUUCUGGAUUUCCUGGGGGGUCAAACUUCCGGCAUCCAGGGUCCCGGCAAAAUAGUACUGUGCCCGCAUCGCCGUCUUUACCUACACCCAAAGCCCCAAAUCACCUAGCAGGACUAUGUACCGUGAUUCCUGGUGGUAAGCUUCUACCAUCAGUCCUGGAUGGAGUGUCUGAAAAGCGUCUUUCUCAACUCGAAGCCGACCAGGAGAGGUUAGUGGAGCAGAUGGCGGAAAUUCAACGUUCCAAACGAGCAGUACUACGUGACUGGGAUCGCCUGGACCAUGAAAGCUCCAUCUGUGCCCUGAAAAGCGAACUGGCUGAGGGUCAUCUCCAGCGUAUGGCUGAUGAGACUAUUGGAGGUGGGAUUCCAUUCUAA